CGCCCGGCUGUUCUUCUGUAGUAGGUACAACAAUAGCCUCUUAUACACACAUUGGAUCUGUUUUGUGACAACAGGCAAGCAGUUGGAGCAUGUGAAUCUGAAAGGAUGCUAUUUUGAAUCCCUAAGUCGGGUAGAUGAAAUCUGUCAUUCUGUUCCUAAGGUAGGCAAAUACACCUAACUUUCCCAAAACAUUUAAUAAAAACAGGAACCUGAAGAUGUACACAGACUUAAAUCAGAAGAGCAAUCUUCAUGGUUUCACACCAUGUUUUUUAUGUUGGCGUGAACUUGUGCCAUAUUCAUGCUUCCCUAACUGGAAAUCCUUCCGUGUUCUUUGUUUGGCGUUCAGGGGCCAGUCUGAAGCGGGGUGUCAUAGCAACAAGUCGCACUAAUAGACCUCACCCUCACCUGUGUGGAACCGUCACUCCCCGAAUUGGGACUCCCACAUGGCUGUCGUACAGCAGGGUGGUGGUGGGAGCUCUGCGUAGAGCUUCAGACUGACUCUGGACUUGGCUGGGAGCGCCAUACAUUAUCUAAGCUGCUGUUGGACUUGGUCUUUCUAUAGCGCACCUAGACUGGCAUCAUGGACACUGUAAAGAACGGUGGCGCCCAGCCUGUCUACAGCCGUUGGUCCUACAGACCCUCCAGCUCCACUAGUUUCUCCUCUACCUCAACAGCAAGUGCACUUGAUGAUGACAGCACAAGCCUCAGGCAACAGAAGCUGGAAAAGCAGAGGGCGCUGUUGGAGCAGAAGCAGCGGAGGAAGCGUCAGGAGCCUCUGAUGGUGCAGCCCAACCCAGAAGCCCGGCCCCGGCGCUCCAGGCCCCGUCACAGUGAGGAGCAGGCCCCGCUGGUAGAGUCACGCCUCAGCAUCACCAGCGAUGUCAUCAUGGACGAGCGAUUAAGGCAAGGAAGCAAGCACGAAAGAUCAUCCCUGACCCCUACCUUCCCAGCCCUGCACUGUUCUACAGGUAUUGAUGGUCCUGCUGCCUUUCUGGGCUCUGAGCCCCCAGACCUCGGUACCAAGAUCCAGAUUUUGUCGGUGAGCCAGACCCUGAACUUGUCACAGGCCCAGCCGCUGCCCCAGUCCCCCCCCGCUGAGGAACUAGAACGGGAUGUGGACACAGACAAACUGCUGGAGCCCAAGACAGACAUUCAUGAGCUGCUACAGAAACGAGGUCUGUCAGGCAGUAUGAACUACGACGAGGCCACUGACGAUGACCAAGACGACGAUCAAGACCGAACAGGCUCACUGUCCCCCAACACAGAGUCGACCAGACCUGCGUCUGCCUCCAGCACCAAGUCCAACACUGAGUACGUGGUGACCCCUGGUUCACCCACAGCUGAGAGCCCCCUGAUUGAAGUGGACAACCUGGAGGAGUUUGUGGUGCGUCCUGCCCCCCGCGGCGUCACAGUCAAAUGCCGCAUCACGCGGGACAAGAAAGGCAUGGACCGCGGCCUGUAUCCCACCUACUUCAUGCACAUGGAGAGAGAGGAUGGCAGGAAGCUGUUUCUGUUGGCUGGGAGGAAGAGGAAAAAGAGCAAGACAUCCAACUAUCUGAUCUCAGCGGAUGCCACGGACCUGUCUCGUGAGGGAGAGAGCUUCAUGGGUAAACUGAGGUCCAACCUGAUGGGGACAAAGUUCACAGUGUAUGACAACGGCACAAACCCCUGUAAGAACCCUGGAACUCUGCUGGAGGAGAGCAACACACGGCAGGAACUGGCCGCCAUCUGCUAUGAGACCAAUGUGCUUGGGUUUAAAGGUCCUCGCAAGAUGACGGUCAUCAUCCCAGGCAUGAACAUGAACUUUGAGAGGGUCCCUGUCCGUCCAAACAGCGAGCAGGAAAGCCUUCUGAGCAAAUGGCAGAGCCACUCACUGGAGAACCUGAUCGAACUGCACAACAAGGCCCCCGUGUGGAACGAUGACACCCAGUCCUAUGUGCUUAACUUCCACGGACGCGUAACACAGGCCUCUGUCAAGAACUUUCAGAUCGUCCACGACAACGAUCACUACAUCGUGAUGCAGUUUGGCCGAGUCGCUGAGGACGUGUUCACAUUGGACUACAACUACCCCAUGUGUGCCCUGCAAGCCUUUGCCAUUGGCCUGUCCAGCUUCGACAGCAAACUGGCCUGCGAGUGACCAAGCACAUUAUCACCCCAAACACCCCUAUCUUUCAUUACCUUUUCAACUCCUUCUCCGUCCCCCUUCAAAAAAAUGUGACCACCCCACCCCCCCAAAACCUUGCUCAACCUCGGCUUCCAGAACAGUCAGUUCACCUGUCUGUCACUAUGGAAAUAAAUCGUUAACUCUGACCUCUCAGCCCUAAGUGGUAAACCAAUGCACCUGAGGAAAACGGACUGGAACAGUUGAGGAGAGUGAAAGAGGAUGAGAGCAAGUGGAUUUGGGCAAAGGGAAUUGGAUUUUUUCCCCUUAUCAGAAGAAAAAUGUAAAUACCAUCACCAUUGGAAAUCAUGUCACAUUACCAUGCCUUUGUUUUUAUUUGUAUUUAUCUGUAAUUUUGUUUCAGUGAUUUGUAUUUCUUUUUGGCAUUAGUUUUAUGUUUGAGCUGAAAGGAGGGAAAAAAAAUAAAACUGACGUGUCCUUGAGCAAGGCACUUAACCCUAAUCGCGCUCAAUAAGGGCAACUGCUAAAUAAAUUAAUGUUAAAUAUUUAUGAUGUGUACUGAAAAGGGGAAAGGAUUCCAAACAUCAUAAAGGAGCAUAUAAUUAACACUCCCUGUAGAGACAUGACCUGUAGCAGACCUGGGCCCGGGUUCCCAAAGCACUAAGAUGAUCGUAAGAUGCACGUAAGUGCCAUGUUAUUUUCAGUGCGUUUCCCAAAAGCAUCGUUACUUAAGUGGCAUAACAUUGCUUGUUAAUUAACGAGUGCUCCGGACCCUUCAUUAGUACAUCUUAACAGGUACUUCACUGUUUUUGUGAAAUGGUGCCUCAACAUGCGAGGAGUGAUCGCGAACAGUUAAUAUUAAGGUAAUAGAACGAAUAAGACCAAUUUAGAAAAUCUUUUUAAGAAUAAUUAUAGGUCUAUAAGUGCGUGAGUGGAUGUAAAUAUAAUUGAAUGCAAUUAAUCAACUGAGAAAGAAAAACGCACGUAAAACAAGAAAUUAUGAAGAAAGUAUUCAAAACUUACCCUUCACGAGUCUGAAACCCCGCACUGUACUGGUACUGUCUUUGAUGGAUAGUUGAUGAUGCCUCUACCUCGUCAAGAAGAACACUGAUAUAUUCAGCUCUGAUUCCUUGUUUUAUUUCCAACAAUUAGAAUGGAUUCAUCCCACUGAUUUAUAUUCCCAGUUAACCAAUCAUGUGUCGAUUGCUAUGACUUACGUAACAUAUUCUAUUUAGCUACCGGAGGAGUUUAUAAUUGGAUGUCACAUGAUCGAUCACCAGAGAUAAGUAAUCAAGCUAUAUCGAAAUACAAUUAAUAAGUUAUUUUUCUAAACGUAUGCGUGCCUAAUUCCAUUCCAAACGGCUGUAACGUGGCACUUGGGCUACGUGAAUCGUUAAACCGUCGUAAGUGCCACGUUAUUGGGAAACCAGACCCUGGUCAGAGGAAGUCAUUGUCUUAAAUUACAUUUUCAUGUUUGAUAGACCUUUGUAUUUUGAAUAUUUCAAGUUGCCUUUAAUGUAGUCUAAAGUCAUUGUACUCCUGUUUCAGAAAAUAUAUUUUUGCUCCUAUAAUCAUCACUGCAUUUUUUUUUACCAACUCUGAAAAACGCAUUGUUUAGAAACAAUGUACUCGCUGCAUUUAAAUGGUCACGUAGCAUUUGUUUCCAGACAUUUUGCACCAUACAUUAUUUCAAGGGUUUCACCCCAAAAUCACUUUUUUUACUUUAUACUGAAAUAUUGAUCAUGCAUAUCCAUCCAAUUUGUCCUCAUCUAUUCUUUGAAUGACAUAUUUACUAAUAUGUAAAGUAGCGCUCUGAGAAGUUUGGAAACCAAACACUUAACUGCAAUUUGUUUGUGUUUUUGUGGAAUUGUUAUAUACUUUUUUUCUACUUGUAACUUUGAUGUCUUAACUCCCUGUCAAUGAAAAAUCUUCACGGGACAGUCAAUUGAGUUGCUCUGCAAUCACGAUGAAGGGAUAUUUUUAAUAGUCUUACGUCAGUUUUGCCUUGUUAUUUUUUAAUAUCCAUUAUAUUAAACUUAAUGUAAUUUUAAAGUGUGGAAUAUAAAAGAGACAGUCCUGAAUCCAAACAGAGUGCUCAAUACAGAGCAAUAUAAGAUUCAGGCAGCUGUUGCUUUGUAAUCAGUACCUACAUUGACAUUUACCCAUUUUACAUGACAGCAGAUUGAAUAAUAACACUACAUUUUCUAUGUACUUUAACUGCAAAUUGUACUCUUCAGGAGACUACACCUGUACUGUACUGUGACUUGGUGCAACAUUCUUCAAAUGUGUGAAAAAUAUAUUACAGGCAAAUAGUGAUUAUUCAAAAUGCCUAUUUUUGUAUAAGCACAUAGCUGAAGUGUCAAAUUAAAAUAUUAAAAUGUC
Molecule: messenger RNA, 4504 nt
Organism: Esox lucius (northern pike)
Lineage: Eukaryota; Metazoa; Chordata; Actinopteri; Esociformes; Esocidae
Gene: tulp3
Product: tubby-related protein 3
Exons: 13
Coding region: 581-2137 (518 amino acids)
Biological process (GO): protein localization to cilium
Cellular component (GO): cilium
Source: RefSeq, a predicted model, not a curated record